Messenger RNA from Geodia barretti, 198 nucleotides. NCBI's taxonomy places the organism in Eukaryota, Metazoa, Porifera, Demospongiae, Tetractinellida, Geodiidae. The record is from the annotation of a GenBank genome assembly.
GGCGGGAGAAUGGCGCGCCAAGGAGCGUUCGAUUGUUGCGGGGCAAGUACGGGAUGCAGCGCUAGGUUGAUGGUGGCCAAGUGGUUUCUCAUCGUCUUCAACGUCGCCUUCUGGACGAUGGGGGUCAUCUCGUUAGCCCUGGGUCUGUGGAUCUACCUCACCAUGAACGAGUACGCCACAUUCUCCGAGGGAAAAGAC